AGGAAGGUUUAGGGUUCGUUCCCCGAACGCCUCUCCUCGUCGCCUCCUUCCUCCCGCCGGCGGAACUCAUCGGAGCGGCGACGCCCCCACGUGGCAACCCUCGAGCGCAAACCCGACGAUGCGGCACGAGCUCCGACUGUUUGCGGGCCAAAGCGGUGAGGUGAUGGACACGGCGAACGAAGGCGGUGGCGGGAGCAACGGCAAGUCGGCCUCAGGGUGGCGGGCGGAGGAGGCUGUCGCGGGCAACCGCAGGGCGCUCCAGGCCCUCCGGGAGCUCGUGACGUAUCCCUUCCUCUACGCCCGCGAGUCCCGCCUGCUCGGCCUCAAGUGGCCGAGAGGUUUGCUGCUCCACGGCCCUCCUGGCACCGGAAAGACAAGCCUGGUUCAAGCUAUUGUUCGAGAAUGCAAUGCGCACCUGAUAAUGAUAAAUACGUAUUCUGUACACAAAGCCAAUGUGGGAGAGGGAGAAAAGUUCCUGCGUGAAGCCUUUUCUGAAGCAUAUUCUCAGGCUUCACGGGGUAAACCAGCUGUGAUAUUCAUUGAUGAACUUGAUGCCAUAUGUCCAUGCCGCAAUAAUAGGAGAGAGAAUGAGGCCCGCAUUGUUGGCCAGCUUCUUACUCUGAUGGAUGGAAACAAGAAAUCAUCAAAGAUGCUUCCUCACAUAGUUGUUGUUGGAUCGACUAACAGGGUGAAUGCUAUUGAUCCAGCAUUGAGAAGAGGAGGACGUUUUGACUCAGAGGUAGAGGUUACUGUUCCUACUGUUGAAGAACGGCUGCAGAUUCUUAAGCUUUAUACCAAGAACCUACAUCUUGAUGAAAAUGUCGAUCUUCAAAUGGUUGCUGCAUUCUGCAAUGGUUAUGUUGGUGCUGAUUUGGAAGCUUUAUGUCGAGAAGCUGCCAAGCUUGCAUAUCACAGAAUGUUGGACAUGGGUGAGAAUGUACUUAAACUAGUAAUGGAGGACUGGGAGUCUGCUAGAUCUAUGGUAAGUCCAAGCAUAACAAGAGGGGUAACCAAAGAAAUUUCGACUGUUACAUGGGAUGAUAUUGGAGGCUUGAAAGAUCUAAAGAAAGAGCUUCAGAAAGCUGUUGAGUGGCCCAUCAAGCGUGCUGCUGCAUAUGGCAGACUUGGGAUACCACCAGUCCGGGGGGUACUUUUGCAUGGUCCACCAGGGUGCUCGAAGACUACCCUUGCAAAGGCUGCAGCGCAUGCUUCUCAAGCUUCUUUCUUUUCUUUGAGUGGCGCAGAAUUAUACUCAAAGUAUGUUGGAGAAGGUGAAGCUCUGUUACGAAGAACAUUUCAGAAGGCUCGUCUUGCUUCUCCAAGCAUUAUAUUUUUUGAUGAGGCUGAUGCAAUUGCCCCCAAAAGAACUGGCCCUGGUGGGAACUCUAGUGGUGGUGUCACAGUUGGAGAAAGACUUUUGUCAACUUUGUUGACUGAAAUGGAUGGUUUAGAAUUGGCUAUGGGAAUUAUUGUAUUGGCUGCUACUAAUCGCCCAAAUGCAAUUGAUGCUGCGCUUAUGCGUCCAGGGCGUUUUGACAAGGUCUUGUAUGUUCCGCCGCCAGAUGUGGAAGGGCGAUAUGAGAUACUACGCAUCCACACACAGAAAAUGAAAUUGGGGGAGGAUGUAGAUCUUUGGAAGAUCGCAGAGUGUACCGAGCUGUUCACUGGUGCUGAUCUUGAAGGCCUUUGCAGGGAAGCUGGUAUGGCAGCAUUGAGGGAAGAUAUCUCUGCAAGUUUCAUUCGUAACACACACUUCCAGACUGCCCGAAGUUCAUUGAGACCCUCCCUUACAAAAGCAGUAGUUGACGAGUACUCAAAUGCAGCUAUCAAUGAUCCAUCAACUAGGAAACAUUAGGAUUUUCUUCAUCUUCCACUUUGUUGUGCAAGAAUAUUCUAGACGAUCCACAUCAGCAUAAAAUGCAUUUGAUGUUUGAAAAGUUUCAGUUCUUUAUUUUUCUUGGAAACAGAAUGCAUAUGCAUUGUUAUUUUGCUGCUGCAGUUUCAUUUUUGUGUGCAUACAUCACUGAUCUUGUUGUACAUGCACCCUGUAAGUGUCAUGGUCAGUUCAGCAGCAUUGAUGUAAUUUUGUUUGUGAGAUCAUGAGAACUUAUUUAUGAAGAUCACAAGGAAUCUGUUAUUACU
This is a messenger RNA of Panicum hallii, 2142 nucleotides long. RefSeq names its product cell division control protein 48 homolog B. The transcript is spliced from 13 exons. Lineage: Eukaryota; Viridiplantae; Streptophyta; Magnoliopsida; Poales; Poaceae. The record is from RefSeq and is a predicted model, not a curated record. Gene Ontology annotation, molecular function: ATP hydrolysis activity; ATP binding. Bases 119 to 1855 code for a protein of 578 amino acids.